This is a messenger RNA of Photinus pyralis (common eastern firefly), 1551 nucleotides long. Its product is annotated as sortilin-related receptor-like. The coding region runs from base 47 to 1399 and encodes 450 amino acids. The transcript has 7 exons. Gene Ontology annotation, biological process: post-Golgi vesicle-mediated transport. Gene Ontology annotation, molecular function: protein binding. The record is from RefSeq and is a predicted model, not a curated record. Gene Ontology annotation, cellular component: Golgi apparatus; membrane. Lineage: Eukaryota; Metazoa; Arthropoda; Insecta; Coleoptera; Lampyridae.
UCCUGAUUUGAUUUAGUCGCAAGCGAAUUUCUUUGAAGUCAGCAGCAUGGUGUUACAUGCAAUGCCGACUAUUUGGGUGUUAAUAACUGUAUUAUUUGUAAGCGUGAGGGCAAAGCCGUGGCUUGAAGUUGAAGGUCUUACUAAUGACGCGAAGAAGGAUUCUAAUUUCAAUGGCACAGUCUCCAGUAAGAUUACUCAACUCAACGACCCAAACAAGCAAAUUAUGGUACAUUUGGUUGGUAACGGAAGCAUAGUUAUAAUUUGUCUUACACAAAAUGCGACAUCAGCACCAUCCAAUGCUUCAAACACAACCAACAGAAUAUACAUUUCCUAUGAUUACGGCGACAGUUACGAAGACAAAACUCAUUUAUUCAAAUUAAACAAUGGAAGUUUGGCCAGAAUCAAUAAUUUUUUCUUUUAUUCCAAAUACGAGUCUAGAAUUGUUUUUACUGAUGUAUACAACAAUGUAAUUUUCAUGACGAAGGAUAAUGGGAAAACCAUAACCCGGACAGAUCUGGAUUUUACACCGAACGACGUUUUAUUUCACGAGUUUCUUCCCGACAGGGUUCUAGCAGUGCAAAAAUUACAGUCCCAGUUGUGGAUAACUGAUGAUUUUGGGAAUAGAUGGAGAUUGUGGGACGGGGACGCGAACUUAUUUUCCUGGAGCCGAGAUGAAAACCAAGAGCCCAAACUUGUAUUUUAUACAACUAAUGUUCUGGAUGUGAUUUAUACAAAAGGAGAUUACAUCUUUUUUACAAGUAAACAUAGUGAGGAUAGAUCAGAUCUGUUUGUUUCACAUAAAUUGGGUAAACCCAGGAAAUGUACUUUUGAUGUUCCGCCGGGGCUGAACAGUCAAGAUUUCUAUGUUGUGGAUGUUACCAGUACCAGAGUGUUAGUUGCUGUUAGACAUACAGACGCAUUGUCACAUUUGUACUUAUCAGAAGACCUCAACAAAGACGAUGACGUACGUUUCUACCUUUCUCUUGAAGGAAUAAUGUGUCAUUUUCCCAAGAAAACUUGGCAGAAUACAUGGCUUGCCCGGGUUGAUGACGUGUUUGCUGAUGUUUAUAAGGUGAAAGGUGUAAAUGGUGUCUAUAUCGCAUCCCAACUUACAGUACGAAAUGAUUUGGAUUUAGCCCACGUCGUUACUUUGAUUACAUAUGAUCACGGUGGCUCUUGGAGGUGUCUAAAUGCUCCUGUGUACGAUAGUGAAGGAAACCGCAUCGAACGCCCUCUAUCAGAGAAUUGCUCCUUACAUCUUCAUCAACACUUUAGUCAUAUCCAUCCGGAUAUGAGACUGCAAAAUAUAGUAUCAAGUGAAUUCGCGCCUGGUAUAGUUAUGACCACCGGUGUUAUCGGAAGAUCUCUUAAGGUUAGUUUGAAAUAUGAAAGAGUCUAAAGAAUGUCCUUAGGGCAAUUAGCCCGGGUCAGAGAAGAAUGUAUACGAUGGGCUGUGUAAACUUAAAAAAACCAUGUCAUUGCAUAGAAUAGAUGGGUAUAGACAAUCAACUCUACACGUAAUAAAAUUUCCCCCCAAGGUCUGCAAAAGCC